AUGACGACCCUGCUGUGCCUCGGGCUCGCGCUCGCGCUCGGCCCGUACGUCGCGGGCGCAGCCUGCUACAAGGGCUACGAGAGCGCCUUCAGCUUCGACGCCGACCAGACCCGCCACGCCGCGUGGAUGAAGCACCUGCCCGACGCGGCCAACCUCACCAGCCUCAGCAUCCCCGGCACGCACGACACCAUGACCUACGGCAUCCGCAGGGCCGACCUGCAGUGCCAGAACUGGGACCUGGGCGUGCAGCUGCGCGCCGGCCUGCGCUACGUCGACAUCCGCGCCCGCAUGCUUCGCGACGAGCUGCACGUCUUCCACGCCGACCAGCCCACCGGCCACUCGUUGGCCGACGUCCUCCUCAUCCUGUUCGCCUUCCUCGACCGCCACCCCUCCGAGGCCGUCGUCAUGCGUCUCAAGAAGGAGGGCGGACCCGUCGGCAGGAACCGCCGCUCCUUCCAGCAGGGCUUCGACUACGUCCGGCUGGCGUCCCCGGCCACGCGCGCCGGCGCCGCCAAGCACCUCUACCUGUACGACGGCGGGGACGGGGACGGCGCCUCGGGGGCCCCCAUCCCCACGCUGGGCGAGCUCCGCUCCAAGGUCUUCCUCCUGCAGGACUGGUCGGACCGGGCUCGCCGCCGCACCUACGGCCUGCGCUGGGACGGCCCCCAGAUGGUCCUGGAGGACCAGUGGAAGGUCCCCGACAUGGGCCACCUGCACCGCAAGUGGGAGGCCGUCGAGGCGGCCCUCGGGAGGGCCAAUGCCGACGCCCUCGACAACCGCCACCUGUACCUGGCCCAUGUAUCGGCCUCGGUGGGCGUGCUGCCCAUCGAGGCGGCCGCGGGGGGGAGGACCGUCGCCGCUCGCCCCGAGGGCUUGAACGACAUGACGGGCCGAUGGGUGGAGGGCCGGUGGCGGGGCGGCCUGCGCACCGGCAUCGUGAUUUUUGAUUUUCCCGGGAAGAGGGCCAUCGAGGGGGUCUUGAGAUGGAACCACCAUCUAGAGGGGUAUAUAGGGGCGGGGGAGGGAGAGGUUGCCUGGGAUGCUGAGCGACUAUGA
Messenger RNA from Ustilaginoidea virens, 1056 nucleotides. RefSeq lists its product as uncharacterized. The coding region runs from base 1 to 1056 and encodes 351 amino acids. Gene Ontology annotation, molecular function: phosphoric diester hydrolase activity. NCBI's taxonomy places the organism in Eukaryota, Fungi, Ascomycota, Sordariomycetes, Hypocreales, Clavicipitaceae. The record is from RefSeq and is a predicted model, not a curated record. The transcript has a single exon. Gene Ontology annotation, biological process: lipid metabolic process.